UUAUCUCCAUCAAUCUCACCCAUCACUCUCAUAUCUUCAGAUUCACAUGCUCUUCGAAUAUUAUUGCUUCCUUCUCCAAUGGCAUCGAUCAGUUCCUCCUCCGAUCAUCACCACCUUCCCGUGAGCAAAAGAAGGUUAAAGCCAUUGAUAUUACGAGAUUACCUUCUCGAAGAUCUCAGCUCAUGCUCAUCCAACGGCUUUAAAUCCUUCCCUCGCAUCCUCGACGCCGAGAUCAAACGGUCAAGAACCAUCCACCACACUCCUCGUCUCACCUGCGGGUUAGCGUUUGGUCACGCCGUUCAUAAAGCUUCCUCGGCUUUACUCACCGCCGUUAAACUCUUGCCGUUCCCUUCCUCCGUUAAGAAGAGAGAUGAUGAGAACAAGAAAGGGCUGUUCUCAAGAACCUUCUGGAAGAUCAAACCUUCACGACGUGAACUCAACGUCGUCGACGGAGACGGAGACGGAGAGAACGAACAAGAAACGGAGGAUGAUCGUGAAAAGGAGAUCCAACGGUGGAGAACAUUCGCUGAGUUUCUCCAAGAGAGUCAAGAUUUAUACCAACCGUCCGAUCAGGUUUCUCACGUUCCCUCGACGUAUUCGUUUUCCGGUGAAGCGGCAUUGUCAAACGACGCCGUCGGUGACUCGCUAAGUUUUAGUAGCGAGAACUCGGAGGGGACUCACUCAUCAUCAUCAUCAGGCGAAGUAGCAGUUAUGACUAGUGGGGAUUGUGUAGGGUUACAUGUCAGUGACAACGCAGAGGAAUGCGUGAACGAAGAAAAAGAACAGCUGAGUCCCAUAUCGAUCUUGGAAUGCCCGUUUGAAGAUGAUGCAAUCUCUCCUCCUUUGCAUCACUUGAAAGCAAAUGAAAUUAAACAGACGAGAGUAUGCAGAAGAUUUGGGAGUUUUGUACGACUUGAGCCUGUGGAUUUAGAGAAACGCAUAGAGAUAUAUGUGGAAAGCCAAGAUUCCAACUAUCACGUUACAAAACCCAAAGAAGAUCAAUCCCAAAUCCGAGCAAACCGUUUGUUUGCUCUAGUGAAGUCUAGGAUAACCGAAGAACAGAACCAUCUACUGGCAUCUCAUGUAGUAGACAAUGUGAUGCUAGAUUUUUUCAAAGAAAACGGGAAUAAUGAGACAAGAGACGAGAACAAGUUGGUGGAGAUAGUUGAAGAAUGGGUGACGAGGAGACAAGAAGAAGAGUAUAAUAUGUUCAUGAGUUGGGCAGUGAGAGAGAAUAGAGAGAUCUAUGUAAAAGAAAUGAAAUGGGGUUGCAUCAAUAGAGAUGGGAGAGAGUAUGUGGUUGAAGAGUUGGGGAACGGUUUCGUUAGUUCCUUGAUUGACGAACUUAUUCUUGAUUUAUCCUAGCUAGUAAAGCUAAAAUUUUGUUCACACGUUCUAUUGUAAUGCAAUAAUGCAUCACCAAAUGCUAUAUGUAUUACUAUAUAUUGUUAUCUUA
Molecule: messenger RNA, 1456 nt
Organism: Capsella rubella
Lineage: Eukaryota; Viridiplantae; Streptophyta; Magnoliopsida; Brassicales; Brassicaceae
Exons: 3
Coding region: 79-1365 (428 amino acids)
Source: RefSeq, a predicted model, not a curated record